GUUUCCUUUGCCUGAUCUGUAAACAUGUCCACAGACCUGCUAUGGUGUGAGGACUGCGGUAAAAGCCUUAUAGGAGAAUGCAAGCUCCAUGGACCACUCAUCAGGGCUAAAGAUAGGGUUAUUCCUAGCCGAGCCCGUCUUACCCUACCUCAUUACCUCAGUUUGCGAGUGUUGGAGCUACGAGCUGGAAAUGAGCAGAUCCUUGGAGUAUUUGCAAAAAGAGUAAUACAGAAGAGAACACAGUUUGGUCCUUAUGUUGGUCAACUGUCUACAAAACUGACCCGCUAUGAUGAGAGCAGGCUAGUCCUACAGGUAUUAAAAGAUGGAGGAAAGUACUUUCUGGACACUCCUGAUGAGGACUGUGGAAACUGGAUGAUGUUUGUCCGUUUAGCCCGGAACCAAGAAGAACAGACUCUUGUGGCUUAUCAGCACUCUGGAGAAGUCUACUUCACGACUGUUAAGCCAAUUGAACCCCACACAGAAUUAAAAGUAUGGUAUGCUGCCGAUUAUGCCAAAUUUAUGGAAGCUUCUGCAGUCUUUAUUAAAGAAGAAUCUGACAUCUGCCCUUUGCCUGCAGUAACAACAAAAGAGCCCGUAGACCCUUGGAUAUGCUCCAGCUGUAGAAACGCUUUUGCAACUUUUGCUCUACUGGAAUCUCACCAGUGCAUCAAUAAAGACCGAGUCCUUACCACCAGGUUCAGACCAUCAAAUAAAUUGGGACCUGUAAAAGCAAAAAGCAAACUCAAAGGGAAACUGAGAGGAGCAGCAUUAGGCAAAAGCAUUGCACAGUGCUAUGGGACCAUUUCCUGUUCCUCUGCUGCAAAGCUUAGCUGUGCCAGCUCAGGAAGCACUUGUGAUGCUCUUGUGAGGUUUAUACCUAAAUGGAGAAAUGGCCGGUCUUCACUGUUGAAGGGAAGAGAAGUGAAGCAGCCAGACAAUUACCCUUGCCGACUCUGUGGGAAGAUAUUUGAUUCCAUUGAAAAGCUCACAGUCCACACUUACGCGCACAAGGGGGAACGCCCCUACAAGUGUUCACAGCACGGAUGCACAAAAGCCUUCAUUUCCAAAUAUAAACUGCUCAGGCACUCAGCCACUCAUUCUCCCCAGAAAUCUCACCAAUGCGGUUAUUGUGAAAAGACCUUUCACAGGAAAGACCAUCUGAAGAAUCACCUUCAAACUCAUGACCCUAACAAGAUGGCCUUCAAGUGUGAAGAGUGUGGCAAGAAGUACAACACCAAACUAGGCUAUAAGAGACACUUGGCUCUUCAUGCAGCCACGAGUGGGGACCUCACCUGUAGGGUAUGUGCCCAAGAGUUUGGAGGUACUGAAAUUUUGUUGGAACAUCUCAAAAGUCACGCAGGAAAGCCAACUGGCAAUAUCAAGGAAAAGAAACAUAAGUGUGACCACUGUGAACGUCACUUCUAUACCCGUAAAGACGUGCGGCGACACAUGGUGGUUCACACGGGCUGCAAAGACUUCCUAUGCCAGUUUUGCGCCCAGAGGUUUGGGCGGAAGGACCACUUGACUCGCCAUACUAGGAAGACUCAUCCACAAGAGCUGCUGAAGAGUAGGUUGCAGAACGGUGACUCACUGGGUCUCCUCGACCAGCUUCUUCCAUUCAGACUGAAAGAAGAUGCCAGCAUACUGUCCUCUUUUCCUGACAGGGUGUCCAUGCAGAAUGGGGUUCUGAACAGCUCAGAGCCACAGGAAUACAACUGCUCGCAUCUUCACUCACAGCCAGCCCUGCAAACUGCUCUUCCUCUCGAACCUUCUCCUCAUUUACAGAGGAUGAGCUGUGCAGACAACCUUCCAGCUGUCCAUCCCACACCAUGUCCAACAACCAUUCCUGCCAGCGUGAACCUUCAUCAGCCUAAUAAAUAUGACCUUACUUCUACCUCAUUUGCAGCAGGAUCCCUCAAGAAUCUACCGAUCAAAGUGGAUGUUAAAGGUUACAACGUGCAUCUUCUUGAGGACCUGUCAUUAUCAGAACCUCAGUCGCUUCACAAAAUCAAUCUGGAAGAAGCAUCCUCAGGGCCUGCAGGUGAUACUAUUAAAUACCCAGUGCACAAGGAGACAGAGACUGUAGCUGAAACUGCCAGCAUGCCUUUCAUGGAUCUCACUCAUAUAAUGAGUUUCUGGCAGCUCCCACCAUGUGACAGCCAGAGCACUACUGGGGACAUCGCGAUGGCAUUUGGUCCAGAAGAACCAACACACAGGCUGAAUGGCCUUGGCCAGCAGCAAGGUCCACAGCCAGGUGCCGGUGGUAUGGCCAUAAACCAGCUGCAUCAUGUUCCUCGCUCCUUUCCAUCCACUACGAAUCCUGUAACAUUGCCUCAUUUUCACCAUGCCUUCAAAUAACUGCCAGCUUUUCAGGGGGGAGGGGGAUUUUGUUUGUUUGG
Tinamus guttatus (white-throated tinamou) is the source of this 2399-nucleotide messenger RNA. It is a transcript of the gene PLAGL1, whose product is annotated as PLAG1 like zinc finger 1. The record is from RefSeq and is a predicted model, not a curated record. Gene Ontology annotation, cellular component: nucleus. NCBI's taxonomy places the organism in Eukaryota, Metazoa, Chordata, Aves, Tinamiformes, Tinamidae. Gene Ontology annotation, molecular function: protein binding. Gene Ontology annotation, biological process: regulation of gene expression.